This is a messenger RNA of Sugiyamaella lignohabitans, 2814 nucleotides long. RefSeq names its product Mdr1p (gene MDR1). Bases 1 to 2814 code for a protein of 937 amino acids. Lineage: Eukaryota; Fungi; Ascomycota; Dipodascomycetes; Dipodascales; Trichomonascaceae. The record is from RefSeq and is a predicted model, not a curated record. The transcript has a single exon.
AUGUCAGACCUUGAUUCGCCUUGUGCUCCGUUCCAGUCUGAACAAGUACCAGAUCUGGUUCCCGACCGAAUAAGACGAUUGUCUACAAAGCGGUCUGUCAGUAUUAAUACUGUGACUCCGACAGUUGCCAGGAGUAAUCAAUUUGAACCAGCAGAGAAUAGUGCCACAGGGAUCCAAGCUAAUGGUAGUAACCACAGUGUUCAUGGCAGUGGUCAUGGCAGUGGUCAUGGCAGUGGACAUGACAGUCGACAUGGCAGCAUUGAAGAAGACCAACAAAAUGAACACAGUGAAGUAACUUCGCAAUUGGAUAAUGAGAGCCAGAUAGAACCGUCUGAUGACGAGGACGAUGUGUUUUCUCCUGUUGAUAGUGAUCAGAAAAGUAUAGUCAGAUCGCUUUUCGACGACGAGCUGCCAGAAUCAGUUCCUGGUAACCUUCAUUUGGCAAAGGACUCGACUAUUGCUAGAUUUGUCGAACGACAUGGACUGUUUACAGUGGUUAGACAGUUGGCUAAAGAUCUUGCAGAACGAGAGGCUCAAUUAGCUCUGAUUAGAAGACAAAAUGAAGAUAGAGAGCGAGAACUUAGAAAGAUGCUGAUUGAAGUAGGGGUUGCCAGAUCGGACAUUGACAAACGACUUAUGAACAUGAGUGCUACAUCGGUGCGAAAUCCAAGUGCUAUCAUGGAUGAACUGAUGAAUGAAGCAUUAGAAUCGCCAUUACAACGAAGUUCUGAAAAGGUGUCGUCUGGUACAAUGGUCACUUCGACUCCAGUAGCGAAACAAAAAAACGACUGGAUCAAGAUACUUUCAGGGAUGGUCGACAAUUCUUCUUUACCACCUCCUGCUCUUGGAAGAAGAAGUAUUUAUAGUAGAAGCAGCAGUCCUAGCUUGAUGUCUGCCGAUUAUCAGAGUAUUCCCGAGGUUGUUCCCGAUAACAAUACAGUAGAAAGCCCUGAUCAGAUACAUUUGCAGCAGCAGCAGCAGCCGACAUCCAACACUCCGGCAUCGAAAUUAUACCGCAGUGGUCCUUUAGAACUGGAAACUAUUGUUCCUCACGACAGUCAGCCUCCGACUUUACGGCCAAAUGAUCAUAUUGGUACACUUGUAGACAGGUUCGGUUUUAUAUACGAUCGUCACCAACGAGCCAGUUCUAAAACGGUCACAAAAGACUCUUCUUUUGCGUCUGAAGAUAGCAAUAACUCUCUUGAAUCGAGUGUGAGUGGGCUCAGUCUCAAUGUGAAAAAUGUACCUACUGUAACCACUGCCACGGCAACAACUGUCAGAGAAGAAAGUGACGGGUAUACUAGCGACGACGAAACUGCCGAGAAUGAUGAGACCAAACUAGAUAACAAACGAAGUGAAACCGAAACAAACUCUGUUACUGACGAGAUUCCCACUCUACCGUUAGCUGCUACUGCAACUCAUCUAUCUGGCAUACCUGUAGCGGUUACUACUAGUCCUUCGACUGUCCUAUCCACUACAGCCGUCACUACAACAGGAGUUACUACCACUACACCCACGUCCAAUCUUCCCGACGUCGUCAAGGCUCGUAGUAGCGGGAUUUCUAGUCCUUCUCCCAAAUCCAACCCCUUUGAGAGUCAAUCCCCCCACCAAACACAUCUACUACAUGAUCACGGUGACACUGAAAACACUACUCCAACCAGACAGCAGCUUCGUAACAAACCACAAUCAAUGGGCCUGCUGCUUGCCAAGCUGUCUGAUUUGCAUGACGAGAUGCAAAAAUCUCAAAUCCAAAAAUGGGACGAUUUCCUACAGAAAAUCAAUGCUCGCCAUUCUGGUGGCACGAGCAACACAAGCAUGGCGGCCGUCAACCUUCUUCUUAGCACUACUGCCAGCCUCUAUAGCAGUAGUUCUCAUAAUAAUUCGUCCAAGGGCUCAAAAAAUAAUCAUGAUCAGGGCAAACUCUCUGAAGGAGACGACAUUAUCGAGGCUGGCCAACUCAUAGGAGUCAAGGGAUCACUCCUCGGACCUCCUAGUAGCCGUCUACAUAAAGAGUUUACUGAUCUUAUUUAUUCAGGAAUCCCUAUUGCAUAUCGACCAAAAGUCUGGGGCGAGUGUUCUGGAGCAUGGAUCCUCAAAGAACCUGGAACAUACGAUUCGCUCGUAUCGAGAACAGGAAAAACUGAAGCUAUUGACCAAAUAGACCUGGAUCUUCAUCGGACGAUGCCUCAUAACAUAUUUUUCGGUGGAUCCGGUGCUGGAGUAGAGAAACUGCGUAGGGUUCUUGUGGCAUACAGCUACUUCAACCCGGAAAUCGGCUACUGCCAAGGUAUGAAUAUGAUCGCUGCCAUUCUUUUACUGACAUAUCCUACCGAGGAAGACGCGUUUUGGUCUUUAGUCAGUUUAGUCGAGAACAUUCUCCCGCCUGGAUUUUUCAGUCCGCCACUGCUCACUUCGCGAGCUUCUCAACAAGUACUAAAAGACUAUUUCCAGAGACUGUUUCCGCAGUUGCAUGAUCACAUGGAACAACUCGAUGUCGACAUUCAGCACAUCACUUUCGACUGGUUCCUAUCAUGCUUCACCGAAGCACUACCUGUAGAAGUGCUGUUCCGGAGCUGGGACGUACUUCUGUGUGCUGCCGGAGAAGUGUAUUUAUUCCAACUUGCAUUAGCGCUCUUCAAGAUCCACGAGUCGCGUCUCCUAGGACUCAAAUCCGGAGCCGAAGUCUACAGCUUCAUGAAAUCCCUCAACACAUACCCCAUCGGAGCGGACCUGGUCAUCCGCCAGGCCAACGCCUUCUCCAAUGCUGUUACCAUCGGAGACAUCGAAAAGCUACGAAGCAAAGUAGACAUAUAA